CAACGGUUGGUUGCUGAAUGAAAAGCACGUCUGAUGAACCUCUGAUGGACCUCCAAGCCCUCGCACGGCUCCCAGCGUUGACGGUUGCACUCGCCUACCGCCCUACCUGGCCGGGCAUUCGUUCGACCUAUCAACCAAUCGAUUCGCUCAGCGAGACGCCGACCAACGUUUAGACCCAACCUCGGUUUCGGGUCGAAGAAGCUUUCUGUGUUCAGCCUCCCGUCUGUGAAUCCCCAACCGCCAGACCAGCCUGUCCCGGGUUUGUUUGCGGAGGGCUAGCAGAAAGCUUAGGGACAAUCAGGAGUCGGCAUUGAGAGCCGGCGGGUGCUGCCACCAACCACAGCCGCCUGCGUAGGGCCGCCCCGCAGGGCCGGCGCACCUGAGGGUUUCGUCAGGGUCGGCGAGCCGGGAUCAGCGCCCGCGCGUAGGGGGCGAUCAUGCCCGCAUCUUGACUCGCUGGCGCCCACCUCUGCCCUGCCAGCGCCCUGCUACCCGAAACCGUUUCGCGAGACUGAUGCGUCUUGUGUCUGUACAUAUGGCUGACAGCCCGCCUCGCCGGCUCUCAUCAUGUCCGUUUUCAGACCACGAGCCUGGCUGCUCGUUGUCAUCUCCCCUUCAAUUCGUCCAAGCAUUGUUCCAAGACUAAACAUCCCUCCUCCCCCGAGACUUCACCCGAUAACAUCCAGCCCGACGCACGGCCACGGCCAAGCUACAAUACAGCCAUGCUCAGCAAGUUCCGGAGAAGCGUGAUGCCGAAGAACGAGGCGGGGCCGGCAGACAUGACGUACCACGCCCCGUCCCGGCCGGGCGAGCCAUGCCACGCCUGCGGGCGGCCCAUGCCUUCCAUGGCAGAGCUGCCGCCCUCGCCACCCCUGACGGCGUCGCCACCGCCGAGCGUCGGGGACGACUACUACUUUGAGGACAACACCAGGCAGAACGAGGAGGCGUGGUCAUCCCUGAACAACAGCAACCACCACAGCAGCAACAGCAACAACAGCAUCAUCACCACGGCCACCUCCACGCCCGAGGUCGCGCUAGGGCUGCAGUUCCGGCCGCUAGUACGGCAGGGCACGUGGACGUCCAGCAUCUACUCGCCCCAGACCCCUGUCUCCAGCGGCAAGGACGCGGGCUGGUACAGCCGCACCAACAUGGCGCGGUCGGGCCAGGUGCGGCUGCUGAGCACGGCCAUCGAGCGCGUCGACGAGGACAGCGAGUACGCCUUUGACCUGCCCAAGCGCACGCUCAGCAACUACUCGCAGUCGUUUGAGACGCCCGGCAGCCGCGUCGUGUCCAACGACGAGCAGAUGCAGCAGCAGCAGCAGCUCCUGGCGACGCCGCCCACACAGCCGCUGCGCUUCCCGCAGGGCCUGGCCAUCCUGGCCGCGCAGGAGGGCGGCCCGGCUGCGGCGGCGGACGAGGACAUCUCGCCGUCCAAUGUUGAGGCGCCCGCCAACAACCUUACCCGGCCGCCACCCAUGCCGAUGGGGGCGCCGCCGCCGCCGCCACCGCGCUGGAGAAGGCGCACCAUCAGCAGCAUAUUCCACCGGGACUCGAAGCCCUCUUCCAUCAAGAGCCGGGGCAGGAGGUCCAUCUCGUCCCUGUAUUGACCAGUAUCGGGUGGGGGAGGAGCGCUGGCAGCCCCGUAUGCACCUGGCUUACACCACUUAAUGACCUGUCUCCUUUGUCACUCGGCAGUAAUUAGAAGCUCGGCUAGCACAGCUGGAGAGAGAUACCCUUGGCUUGGAACAAAUAUCAUAUCGUAUUUGCAUCGCUUUGCCCUAAAUUCAAAGAAACUUUGACUGUUA
Gaeumannomyces tritici R3-111a-1 is the source of this 1805-nucleotide messenger RNA. RefSeq lists its product as hypothetical. The record is from RefSeq and is a predicted model, not a curated record. Bases 723 to 1607 code for a protein of 294 amino acids. Lineage: Eukaryota; Fungi; Ascomycota; Sordariomycetes; Magnaporthales; Magnaporthaceae. The transcript has a single exon.